AUGCCACGACGCUACCAUCGAAAGGCCCAGCAGACAUCGUCGUUCUCCGCCCCCUCGGCGCCAUCCGCGCAGACCUUGCGAUGCCUCGCGUUGCCAGAAGAUGGGACGGAAUGCCGGGGUAUGAGACAAAAGCCCGAGCAUCAAUAUUGCCGAUACCAUCAUCAGGAAUACAAAAGCCUUUACUGCACUUACAAACGGCUGGAAAAGGAGUAUAAUGGCUUUGGGUCGGUCGGCCCAGAGGGCUGGGCGGAGAAGGCCGCACGCGGGAGACAGGUCAUUUCGCUGAGGGACCAGGUCAAUAAGCGGUUCUACAGUGUAAAGGCUGGCAAUGGAGGUCACGUCCGAUGGAUUCUGAAGCUGCAGAAGGAGGUCGAGAUUUUGGAGAGGCUUACGAUUGGAGCGGAUGAGACCCGGGAUGGAGGUGGACCACAGAGCGAGCCAGAAAGCGGCCCAGUGGACAGUGAAGCCCAUCGUGGAGAAUACGUCUAUCGCUCCCUACUCUCACCGGAUGUGCCGAUGUCUGAUCUGGAUCAUCUGCCGGAUGAUAGCCCUGUAAAGGUUAUGAAGAGGACCCUUGCUCAGCUCACCGAUACCCUGGUGGAACAGCUGUAUAGAAUCGUCCCUUCGCUCGAUGACUCGUCUCCAGUAAUAAAAGAUGACGAGGGAAGAGAAUCACGGAUUCCUGACAUCGGUGAUAAAGCGAUACGAUUCAUCUUGCGUGAAUUUAUCCUCUGGAAAGCUGACACGGAAGUCCUUGCUCUAGCCUCCAACACUGACAGCAUUGAUAAGUUUCUGCGAAGAGUGCGCCUGGAGGAUACCCGGGAAUAUAUCAAAUUCUUCGAGAACCUACGCCGCGAGGACACCCUGCACUUUCUACGCGGUGCUGUGUGCCAUUGUGUACUCCCCCCGGAUUCGUCGGCAGUCACUAUCCUGGGGGAGCCCAUUUCCACUGACAAUGAGACGAGAAGAAUGACCGUCGAAGCUUGGGACAUACUGUACACGUAUUUUCGUGACUUUAUAGAGGGCACAACCGUUGAAUUCUUUUGCUUCAGGUUCGAAGAUGUCGUUCUCAUCAAGAGACUCAUAGCACUGGGGAGGUACCCGGAUUGGCAGGGAGACGCAUGCGAAGGACAACGCUUGUCCGCUUUUCUUGGGUUUAUAUCGGUCACCAAGGGCUUCCAAGAUCCUAUUAUCACUCUCACUGAGAACGAGGGCCUUAUCACUGCAACUGAAAAUCGGUGCUAUCUCGUCGGGAGACUGAGCAAGCAUGACCCCAUGACAGCGAUGUUCGUCCAGGAUCUCCUCCGACGAGUUGGUCAUUAUAUUGUGGUGGUCUACGAGAUCGUUGGAGAUACACUGCAAUCUCCAAAGAUCACUCACCAAACAGACGUGGGGGACGACAAUCUUUGGAUAAAACGCAGCCGCUCAGCGGGCACACAUGAUGGGCUGGAUGAGGCUGCCUGGAGUAUCCAGUGGGCAUUAGGAGACAUUCGCAAUGACAUACGAUUCAUCCGAUCCUACCGGGAACGCAAUAUGCUGAAGCACUAUGUCGAGAUCUUGAUCAUAGACAGACAACCAGGGCACGUAUUCAGCCUAUACAGCGUGGCCAACGAUGUCCUAAUGAUGCUUUCUGGUGAUCCGAGCGCAGCAGAGAUCUGGAGAAGCGCCAUCCACAAGUCAAUGCCCGAAGACGAACAAGCAAAGUGGAUAGAUGGCUACUCGUGGGAAAGCGCAUCCAUAGAGGACACACACGUUAGCGAUCUUCACUAUGAAGGGGCCCGCAUCCGAGCAUGGGACGUGCAGCAAAAGCAGCCAGGCCUAAUUCGCGGUUCGCUAGCUAUAAAACCCUCACGCCGAGACCGUAGGUUGAUAUGCAAGAUCCUCCGCCAGAUGGAGGCCAGUGGAGUAAUCAGCCAACUGCAAGAGUAUCACAAAGUCUGGAGUAGGCCGACUAUUCUAUAUGGCACAGACGGCCUAGAAGACCUAUACUUCCACUACGACCUCGGUCCUCCCGACGAAGAUGCACUUGCACGGGGACCACUGGGCCUUUCUUCUACACCUGCACCAGGUUCGUUAGGACGCUUCGCUCACGCGUUCAAGGCAGCGCACCCAGACGCGGCUUUUGCCAAAGGGAGGAUAAACGUUCACUACUGUGCAUGGCCAAUGCCUGCUGUAAGCGCGCUCGGCCUUCUUACCUUCUGCACCAGUGAAGGGUACCUCUACCGCUGGAAUGCCCACCCCUUUGACUUCCCACUGUCCCAGCGCUCGUGGCAGGGUUAUGUUAACAAUGAGAUAAAUAGGAGAUUCCCGUUUGCGCGGUGCGUGGGGACAACCUUGGUUAUGGCUGCUGCUAGUUUGGGAGAGGCAACGAAGAACCUUACCGUGUUGACUGAGGCGACGGAGCAGAAGGGGUGGAAAUUAACUGUUCCGCAUCAGUCCAGAUGGACGGGGGAUAUUGACAGUUUGGCAUUGUCGACAUUAUGGGCUGGGGUAUCUCCUGCCCUAUAG
Aspergillus puulaauensis is the source of this 2508-nucleotide messenger RNA. RefSeq lists its product as uncharacterized. Lineage: Eukaryota; Fungi; Ascomycota; Eurotiomycetes; Eurotiales; Aspergillaceae. Bases 1 to 2508 code for a protein of 835 amino acids. The transcript has a single exon. The record is from RefSeq and is a predicted model, not a curated record.